AUGUUCUCCAAUGAGAAGAUAAAGAUAAUGCCUCUUGGGGCAGGAAAUGAAGUUGGAAGGUCGUGUGUUAUUGUUGAAUGCGGGGGUAGGACUAUAAUGCUGGACUGCGGGGUACAUCCUGCAUAUACCGGGGUGGCAUCUCUUCCCUUUUUGGAUCUUGUGGACCUCUCGAAGAUCGAUGCUAUAUUUAUCACACACUUCCAUCUCGACCAUGCUGCUGCUCUACCAUUUCUAACAGAAAAAACAAGCUUCAAAGGAAAGGUCUAUAUGACACAUCCUACAAAGGCCAUUCUUAAAUGGCUUCUGAACGAUUACAUCAGGCUUAUAAAUGCAGCAUCGGAUGCAGACUUCUACACGGAAACCGAUCUGGUCAAGUGUUACGAUAGAAUCAUACCGAUUGAUUACCAUCAAGAGGUUAAUGUGAAAGGGAUUAAAGUCAAGGCGCUGAAUGCAGGGCAUGUACUGGGGGCAGCAAUGUUUCUGAUUGAAAUAGAGAAAAGCAAGGUUCUUUACACAGGAGACUUCAGCAGAGAAGAGGACAGGCACCUCAAAGCGGCCGAGUCACCUGGAUGCAAAAUAGACGCACUGAUAACAGAAUCCACAUACGGAGUGCAAUGCCACCUUCCAAGGGCUGAAAGAGAAGGAAGGUUUACAAGUAUUGUCCAGAAUGUUGUUCAGAGGGGUGGAAGGUGCCUGCUUCCUGUGUUUGCCCUUGGAAGAGCACAGGAGCUGCUUCUUAUUCUUGAAGAGCAUUGGGGCUCGAAUGCUUCGUUGCAGAAGAUUCCCAUCUACUAUGCAUCUGCACUGGCAAAGAGGUGUAUGGGGGUAUACCAGACAUACAUAGGGAUGAUGAACGAGAGAAUCCAGAAGCUGAGCCUUGUCAGGAAUCCUUUUGCGUUUAAGUAUGUCAAGAAUCUUAAGGGCAUAGACUCGUUUGACGACGAGGGGCCAUGUGUGAUAAUGGCUAGUCCUGGGAUGCUUCAAAGUGGGCUUUCAAGGGAUCUUUUUGAGCGGUGGUGCUCUGACAGCAGGAAUGCGGUGAUAAUACCUGGCUAUUGUGUGGAUGGAACACUUGCAAAGGAAAUACUCAGCGAGCCGAAGGAGAUAGAGGCGCUGAAUGGAAAGAAGCUUCGGCUCAAUAUGUCUGUAGAAUAUAUCUCGUUCAGUGCACAUGUGGACUUCACGCAGAACAGCCAGUUUAUUGAGGAGUGCCAGCCGAAGCAUCUCUUUUUUGUGCAUGGAGAGAUGAAUGAGAUGCAAAGGCUUAGGAAUGUUAUUCAGCAAAGAAAUGAGAAGAAGGGGGUUGAGAUGGUGCUUUAUACCCUCCGGAAUGGGGAGGAGGCGGAGUUUGAUCUUGUCAAGGACAAUGAGGCGAAGAUAUUUACCAAUGUUGAAGGAGAGUUUGAGGGGAUUAUCAUAGGGACGGAGGACGACAUAAGGAUUUACAAGAGAGAUGAGCUGGUUGAGGCCAAAUACAAGGAGAUGUGCAUAUAUGAAAGGCAAAGGAUACCGUACAAUUCCACGGCGAUGCUGCUGAAGCAAGUUCUUAUGGAUGGGUUUUCUGAACUUGUCGAGGUUGAUUCUGGGUUUAUGAUAGGUAAUGUCCAUGUUAGGCUGGAUGGACAAGAGGUUGUGCUUGAAUGGAAGAGCAACUAUGCAGACGAUGUCCUGGCGAUAUCGAUAAGCAGGAUGAUAUCUGGGAUUGGGUUGAAGACAAAGAGUGUUAAGCUGAGCAAGAUGGGAAAGGAUGAGCUUUUGAUUAGUGUUCUAAAGAAUUACUUUGUGAUUGAGAAGGAUGAGGGUGUUAUAAGAGUUAAGAACGGGUGCAGAGAGGCAUGUAUUAGUGCUGAAGGAGCGACAGGCGACUCUUCUAUAGUCGACAGAAUAAAUGAAUGCAUGCGAAAGAUAGAGGUGAUAUAUUCGGAAGUCUAA
Messenger RNA from Encephalitozoon hellem ATCC 50504, 1932 nucleotides. Its product is annotated as putative RNA-processing beta-lactamase-fold exonuclease. Gene Ontology annotation, molecular function: RNA endonuclease activity; 5'-3' exonuclease activity; RNA binding. Gene Ontology annotation, cellular component: mRNA cleavage and polyadenylation specificity factor complex. NCBI's taxonomy places the organism in Eukaryota, Fungi, Microsporidia, Unikaryonidae. Gene Ontology annotation, biological process: mRNA 3'-end processing by stem-loop binding and cleavage. The coding region runs from base 1 to 1932 and encodes 643 amino acids. The record is from RefSeq and is a predicted model, not a curated record. The transcript has a single exon.